UGUGAAGAAGUAUGGGAAUGUUAUCAGUCUGGAUUUUGGAACCAUGUCUUCAGUGAUUGUAACCAGUCUACCUUUAAUCAAAGAAGCCUUUACUCACCUCGAAGAAAAUUUUAUGAGUCGCCCUCGAUUUCCAUUGCAAAAUCUUAUCUUUAAUGAAAAUGGACUGAUCUUCUCCAGUGGUCAGACAUGGAAGGAGCAAAGAAGGUUCGCUCUGAUGACUCUGAGGAACUUUGGGUUGGGAAAGAAGAGCUUAGAGCAUCGCAUGCAGGAGGAGGCCCAUCACCUUGUGCAGGUCAUAAAAGAAGAGAAAUCCUUUCGACCCUCACUCAAGAUCAACAAUGCUGUUUCCAGUAUCAUUUGCUCCAUCACCUUUGGGGAGCGUUUUGAGUACCGUGACAGUCAGUUUCAGGAGCUUCUGAGGUUACUGGAUGAGACCAUGUAUUUGAGUUCCUCAAAGAUGGUCCGGCUCUAUAACAUCUUCCCAUAGAUAAUGAAACAUCUUCCUGGAUCACACCAAACAGCAUUAGCCUCCUGGAGACAACUGAAAUCAUAUAUUUCUGAUAUAGUUGAAAAUCACCGCAGAGACUGGAACCCUGAUGAGCCGAGAGACUUCAUUGAUGCUUUCCUCAUGGAAAUGACAAAGAUGGGGAAGACACACCCCGACAAAACUACUACAAGUUUCAAUAAAGAAAACCUCAUCUGCAGCACUCUAGACCUCUUUGCUGGAACAGAAACAACGUCCAUGACCCUGCGCUGUGCUCUGCUCUACAUGGCUCUCUACCCAGAAAUCCAAGCCUCCCAUUUCCUUGAACAAAAAGUCCACGCUGAAAUUGACAGAGUGAUUGGCCAGGAGAAGCAGCUCAGACUGACUGACCGAGACUCCAUGCCCUACACCAAUGCUGUUGUCCAUGAGGUCCAGAGAAUGGCAAAUAUCGUUCCUCUAAAUGUUCCCAGGGAAGUGACAGUGGACACUAUGCUGGCGGGAUUCCACCUGCCCAAGGGCUCCAUACUACAGACCAAUUUGACUGCACUGCACAUGAACCCCAACGAAUGGGCCACCCCAGAUGUCUUCAAUCCGGAGCACUUUUUGGAGAAUGGAGAGUUUAAGAAGAGAGAAUCUUUUCUGCCUUUCUCAAUGGGAAAGCGAGCUUGCCUUGGAGAACAGUUGGCCAGGUCUGAGCUCUUUAUUUUCUACACUGCUCUUGUGCAAAAAUUUACUUUCAAGCCUCCAGUCAAUGAGAAGCUGAGCCUGAAGUCUAGAUUUGGCAUGACCAUUUUUCCAGUCAGCCACAAUCUCUGCUCUGUCCCUAGACUGUGA
Molecule: messenger RNA, 1318 nt
Organism: Microtus ochrogaster (prairie vole)
Lineage: Eukaryota; Metazoa; Chordata; Mammalia; Rodentia; Cricetidae
Product: cytochrome P450 2J3-like
Exons: 8
Source: RefSeq, a predicted model, not a curated record